Triplophysa rosa is the source of this 2834-nucleotide messenger RNA. RefSeq names its product TAF6 RNA polymerase II, TATA box binding protein (TBP)-associated factor (gene taf6). Gene Ontology annotation, cellular component: SLIK (SAGA-like) complex; transcription factor TFIID complex; SAGA complex. The record is from RefSeq and is a predicted model, not a curated record. The transcript has 15 exons. Lineage: Eukaryota; Metazoa; Chordata; Actinopteri; Cypriniformes; Nemacheilidae. The coding region runs from base 197 to 2098 and encodes 633 amino acids. Gene Ontology annotation, molecular function: transcription coactivator activity; protein heterodimerization activity; RNA polymerase II general transcription initiation factor activity. Gene Ontology annotation, biological process: RNA polymerase II preinitiation complex assembly; transcription initiation at RNA polymerase II promoter.
CAAAAUGGCGGAUUUUCGGAAAAAUGGUUCGGAGCUAGACAACACAUAUCAAGUAUAAAUAAAAUAACAAGUACAGUGGUUACAUAAACAAAUAGCUGUGCAAAUACAAAGUGAGUAGCGAUAAAUACAGGAUUCGUUCGUUUUUAUUUGUUUUAAUCGUUCUAUUAUCCUGGGAUACUCUUUUAAAGUGUGAAACAUGGCAGAGGAGCGCAGGCAGAAACUGUGUUCGGUGAUCUUGCCCACUGAAUCCAUGAAGGCCAUGGCAGAGUCAGUGGGUGUGGGCUCUCUGCAGGAGGACAGCUGCCUGGCCCUCAGUGAGGAGGUCAGCUACAGGAUCAAAGAGAUUACACAGGAUGCGAUGAAGUUUAUGCACCAUGGCAAAAGACGCAAACUUACUACUAGUGACAUUGACAAUGCACUUAAACUAAAAAAUGUAGAGCCGCUGUAUGGCUUCCAGUCUCAAGAAUUCAUCCCGUUUCGCUUUGCGAGUGGAGGCGGCAGAGAAUUAUACUUCUAUGAGGAAAAAGAAGUGGAUCUCAGUGACAUCAUCAACACCCCGCUCCCACGAGUCCCUCUUGAUGUGUCACUCAAAGCUCACUGGUUAAGUAUUGACGGUGUCCAGCCAGCAAUACCAGAGAACCCACCCCCUGCUCCUAAAGAGCAACAAAAGGCAGAGUCCACAGAGCCUCUUAAAGCUGUCAAACCCGGACAAGAAGAGGAAGGUUCCAUACAGGCCAAGGGUCAGGGUGCAACCGCAGCAGAAGUCAAAGGAAAGGAGAAGGUCCGGAUGAAGCCACGCAGCACACACGAGCUGUCAGUGGAGCAGCAGCUGUACUAUAAAGAGAUCACUGAAGCCUGUGUGGGCUCCUGUGAAGCUAAAAGAGCGGAGGCGCUUCAGAGUAUAGCCACAGACCCAGGACUCUAUCAGAUGCUCCCAAGGUUCAGUACCUUCAUUUCUGAAGGCGUGCGUGUUAAUGUGGUUCAGAAUAAUCUAGCUCUGCUGAUAUAUUUGAUGAGGAUGGUAAAGGCAUUAAUGGAUAACCCAACUCUAUAUUUAGAGAAAUAUCUCCAUGAGUUGAUCCCUGCAGUGGUGACAUGUAUAGUGAGCAAACAGCUUUGUUUGAGGCCUGAUGUGGACAAUCACUGGGCUCUCAGAGACUUUGCUGCAAGACUGAUGGCUCAGAGCUGCAAGACGUUCAGCACGACCACCAACAACAUCCAGUCACGUAUCACAAAGACUUUCACCAAGUCUUUGUUGGAUGAUAAGACUCAAUGGACAACUCGGUACGGCUGCAUUGCCGGACUUGCUGAGCUUGGACAUGACGUGAUAAAGACGUUGAUCAUUCCACGGUUGUCAGUAGAGGGCGCUCGCAUUAAAGCAGUGAUGGAUGGCCCGGUGAUGUCAAACAUCGAUAAGAUCGGAGCUGAUCAUGUCCAGAGUCUGUUACUGAAACACUGCGCAAGUGUGAUUGCCAAAACUAGGCCGGUCCCAGAUGUUGUGGAUCAAUACAAAGCAGAUUACGGUUAUCUGGGCCCCAUGCUCUGUUCACACGUGGUGAAGGCUCGUGCACAGGCUGCCUUCCAGGCCCAAACAGUCAACAGAACUACACUUACCAUAACACAGCCCAGACCAACUCUGUCAAUGUCCCAAAGCGGGUUGACGGCAUCAAGCGGUUCUCGUACACCCAGCAUCAUUAAAGUGCCCAGUUCUCUCACACUCAUGUCUACUCGGCCCGGAACGCCCACCCAGCCAUCACCCCCAGCCACCAAAUAUAUAGUCAUGGCAACCAGUGCAGGUGCUGCCUCUACACAACAGGUGAUCACUCUCAGUUCCUCCCAGUCCGGAUCACCUGUCACAAGUACUGUCCCCAGCACCCCCACAUCUUUACAGUCACUCGUCAAACUGGAGUCUGGAAACGCAGGAGCAGUGGGAGGCUCACGCCCUCUCCAGAAAUAUAUUGUGGUGUCUUUGCCUUCAUCUUCCUCACUGGAGAACAAAGGCAUUCUCCCCACUUCUACCUCACCAAUCAGCAUGGAGACAACGGUGAAGCUGGAGCGCUCCGAAUCACCGGCCGCAAACAUGCAGUCGCCACACUGAGAAGUGCAAAUAUUGUCACGUGCACCACAAAAACACAGAAGAAAAACAAAUGUAGCUUGCAACUUGCCAUAAGGUUUAUUUAGCAUUUUGAAACAAACUGACACACUCAGUAUUAGAGGAGGCAAGCAAAUAGCUAUGCACGCUUGACCAUUAAACUUACUCAAAUACACUGCCCACACAGAAUACUUCAAACAUUACCACUCAAGCAUGUAUAUUCAAAAACGUACAUGUCUGCAUACUGUAAAUACCUGUACACACACAGGAAUACACAUUCGCCUUUAUGGCUGGAAGCACAAAGAUGCCAAAACAUGGACAACCUUGUGCAACUUUUGCACACAAGAGUUGCAAACAAAACAGAAUUGAUGCUGAUCGUGAUAUAAAGUUGCAGUGUAAACCACAGGAGUGAUGCGGAUGGUGAUUAGUGAUGUAAAGUUGCUGUGCGUUCUCCACAGGACUUUAGCAAUGUUUCAAUAAUGAAUAUAAAGUCAUGCUCGUAUUUAUAAUGGGAGCAGGAGCGAUGGAUUUUGGAUUGAGGGGGUACAAAAGAGACAGUGGGUGUUAUCGCCAUCGCUGUACAAUAUUCAUGUGGAUAAUUUUGCACAUACAUGUGUGCUUGUUGACAGAAAACUGGGCAUUUAUAGGGUUUAACAAACAGUUUAAUUGAUUUACUAUUUCGUAUUCAUUUUGUAUCUUCUAUAAUAAAGAUGGUUUUUAAAUGUGGUUGUCAGUGUCUAGU